This is a messenger RNA of Ciona intestinalis (vase tunicate), 1774 nucleotides long. RefSeq names its product molecular chaperone MKKS. Gene Ontology annotation, cellular component: cytoplasm; kinociliary basal body; nucleus. The record is from RefSeq and is a predicted model, not a curated record. NCBI's taxonomy places the organism in Eukaryota, Metazoa, Chordata, Ascidiacea, Phlebobranchia, Cionidae. Gene Ontology annotation, molecular function: ATP binding. Gene Ontology annotation, biological process: developmental process; chaperone-mediated protein complex assembly; intracellular transport.
AUUGAUUAAAGGGUGUUUGUUUUGAUUGAAUAAGUCGACAGGUAAAUUCGCUUAAACUAUAUGUUUGAAAAGAAACGUGCUAAAGCGUGCGUGUAAAUGAACAGAUUGAAAAUCUUACCUUUGCGGGAUGACAGUUUGAAAAGUAAAUUAUUGGAGCUGAAACGCACGUUCGAAACAAGCUAUGGACCAAGUGGGAAACUGAAAUUAUUCGCUGAACAGAGUGGAGAACAAAGUUAUGGAUCGUCUUCAACUUUGUUCUUACGUUCUGUGGUAAAUCUAUACGAAGACGAUCCCGUAAUAAAACUACUGUUUACAAGCAUCAAAGAGCACUUGAAAAACUACAAAGAUUUCGGUUUGUUUUGUAGUUUUACAUGCCUGUCGUUACUUCAUAGCGGUUUAACAACGGACGUACCAGCGUCCGUGGUAACCCAGUGCUACGAAAAAUUUUUGUGCGAAAUUUCAGACUUUAUUUCCAGCUCGGCUCUCAGUUUUGACGUCAGUUCAUUGACAUCAUUUACAAAGCUGUUAAAUGGGGUAAUUUGGACCAAGCCAACUCUAAAACUUACUGUAAAUGAAGUGGAGACCUGGUCAAUGCAGAUGUUAAAAGCCUGCAUAAAACAAAUGCCUUGUAAAGGCUGGAGACCAAGUAAUCCAUUACCAGCAAUCACUUAUCAACAGAGCGCACUAAAACAAAACCCACAAGUGUUUGAUGGAGUUAUACUCGAACUAUAUCAUUAUACAGCAAGUGAUUUACAUGAUAUUUGUGCUGUCGUUUCUAUGAAACAAAACCGCCGAGUCAUGGUAAUAAACCUGACACAAAUUGCUGACUCACAAACUGAAAUGUUCAAAAACUCAACCAAAUCUGAAGUGAACAAAUUCUCUGAAAAUGAAACUAAAAAGUUCAUGCAAAAAAUUGUGGGCUGUAAAAUUUCAAUUCUAUUUAGCCAAAGAAUCGUUUCAGACGAAAUAAAAAAGUUCCUUUCUGAACAAAGUGUCACUGUAAUAGACCGGAUAGGUCGUGAUGCAAUUGAUUCGGUAAAGGACAUCACAAGGUGUAAGAUAAUUGAGUAUUUUUGUGAAGAACCAAUUCAUUGUAUUAGUACCAUUGAUGAUAUAAGAGAAAUUACUUUUAAUGGGAAAUCGUACAUUCUUUUAACAAAUUCUUCAAUUCCUAUGUGUUCUAUUAUAGUAUUUUAUUCAAAUCCAGCAAUUGAGCAUGAUGUUCGACAUAUAUGCACUGCUGCGUUACAUACAUUCUGGCAAACAGUAAACAGCCAAAAGGUUUUACCUGGUGGCGGAAAAUUGGAAAUUGAAAUAGCAAGAAAUUUACGCAGAAUUUAUUCAAACCAAAACACCCACACCGAUAUUCCAUGCACGAAAAGUCAAUUCCUGAUUUGUUUAGAAAAUUUUUGUUCUGUUUUUGACCAUAUUGGUCAUAUGCUGCAUGACAGUCCAAAUAAUUGCCCUGUAAUUCAGGACUGUUAUACCUCAAAAUAUAACGCUAUAAUGGUGGCUGUGCAAACUGCUUGCAUGGUACUAGGUAUACAGUUUCAUAUAACGGAUUAAUCAUUUUUAAUUUCUUUAAAAUUUGCUAACAUUACCAGUUCACUGUAUGUUGUGCUUAUAUGAUACAUAAUUCUGCAACCUUAUUCAUUCAUAUUUGUUGUGCUCUGAUUCUGUAAGUUGUAUUAUUUAAUCUGAAAUGCAUAAAUACCUUUUUCCAUUUAUAUGCAAGUUGUUGUUCCAAAAACUAAGAUAUCUUUUUUUUCGCACA